AUGAUCCUGUUAUGGGUUACACUGCUUGUUCUUCAUCAAGGAUAUUCGCUAGUUCCAGUUACCACAGUUAGACUUGGUGAACCUGCAACCUUCACGUGUGCUCUCCAUUAUAAGAAGAUUGGCCGUCCACACCUCGACUGGUACAAGCAGAGGGCCGGGGAAACUCUGAAAUUAAUUGUGACAAAGCGUGAAUCUUCAAAACCUGAGUAUGCACCAGAGUUUUCUGAAUCAAGAUUGGAAAUAAAAAAUGAUAACAAUUUUAGCAACUUGACCAUUCUGAGGACAAUCCAAGAAGAUGAGGGAAUGUAUCACUGUGCAUCCACGGAGCUGUAUACAAGUCCUGUAUGGAGUGGAACAUAUUUGUUAAUAAAAGGAAACACUCAGAGGACAUCAAACUACACUGUUGUUCAGUGGCUGACAGUAUCAGAUCCAGUCCGUCCAGGAGACUCUGUGACUCUCCAGUGUUCAGUCCUCUCCGACUCUGGGAACAAGACGUGUCCAGGAGAUGACAGUGUGUUCUGGUUCAGAGCCAGAUCAAAUAAAUCUUAUCCGGACAUCAUCUACACUGAUGGAAGAAGACAUAAUGAAUGUGACAAGAGAUCUGACACUCAAGACACUCAACACAAGAGUUGUGUUUAUCGCUUCUCUAAGAACAUCAGCUCCUCUGAUGCCGGGACUUACUACUGUGCUGUGGCCACGUGUGGGGAGAUAUUAUUUGGAGAUGGAACUAAACUACAAAUCGAGCGAACAGCAAGUGUUGAAUUUAUUGCACUGGUGAUAGCAACAGUCUGCUUGGUCAUUUCUAUGACUGGAAACAUUGUUUUCAUCUGUUACCGAACUUCAACACCAGUAUGUUCACAAUUUAAAGGAAUAGAAAGUGCCUCUUCCAAAGCAAGACAUGACAACUCAAGACAAUCAGUACAUGAUAAUCCUGAAGAUGGAUUUGAUCUGAACUACGCUGCGUUGCAUUUCUCUGGAAAAAAACCUACAAGAGAAAGGAAGAAGACAGAGUUGAAAACUGAAGAAAGUGUGUACUCUCAAGUUAAAUGCUGAAUGUGAAUGUGUCUAUAAAAUCGUAAAGGUUGGUUUAGAGUACUGACCUCUUACAAUGAUGAUCAUUUUAAACGUCUAACCUUUUUGAGAGUGAGGUGUUUUUUUAAAUCAUAGCAUUUACCAUUAUUUGAUCCUUGCAUCA
Messenger RNA from Perca fluviatilis (European perch), 1195 nucleotides. RefSeq lists its product as uncharacterized. The coding region runs from base 1 to 1053 and encodes 350 amino acids. Lineage: Eukaryota; Metazoa; Chordata; Actinopteri; Perciformes; Percidae. The transcript is spliced from 6 exons. The record is from RefSeq and is a predicted model, not a curated record. Gene Ontology annotation, biological process: response to bacterium.